Messenger RNA from Hydra vulgaris (swiftwater hydra), 3971 nucleotides. Its product is annotated as DNA mismatch repair protein Msh6. The record is from RefSeq and is a predicted model, not a curated record. NCBI's taxonomy places the organism in Eukaryota, Metazoa, Cnidaria, Hydrozoa, Anthoathecata, Hydridae. Gene Ontology annotation, molecular function: ATP binding; ATP-dependent DNA damage sensor activity; mismatched DNA binding. Gene Ontology annotation, cellular component: MutSalpha complex; nucleus. Gene Ontology annotation, biological process: mismatch repair.
UAAGAACAUGCCCACGUGCGCGAUUAGUACAAAUUUACUGUGUUUAAGCAAUCAUUAUAAUAUUUAAUAGUAAAAUUUAAUUAGGAGCAUGGCAACUUUGUUUUCGUAUUUUAAAAAAUCUCCAGCUCCUAAUAAGAAUAACAUUGUACCAACAAAAAAAUCUAAAGUCGAAGAUAAAAAUUCAGGAACACCGUUAACCACUAAUAACAACAACAACAACAACACAUUUUUAGUAGGAGAAUUAGUUUGGGCAAAAUUAGAUACUUAUCCUUUUUGGCCUGCAUUAGUGUGUAAAGAUCCAGCAACUAACAAACAUUUAAAAAACUAUUUGGAAGUUCAUGUGCAAUUUUUUGGAGAACCGCCUACUCAUGACUGGGUUAAAAUUAGCAAUGUCAAGCAGUUUGAUGAGCUACAACCUUCCAAUGAAGAAGAUCUAAAGAUAGCUUUCAAGCAAGCUGAAGCUGCAUUAAAGUUAACUCUUCCAGAGAGGAUUGAUUCAUAUUAUGUUUGUAAAGCCUCAGAUUCUGAUGAGGACACUAAGAAACCAAAAUUAAACUCUAGAAAACGUUUGAGGUUGAUUUCAGACUCAGAAGACGACUUAGAUAAAGAAAAUGUUGAAGAUGAAGAAAGUCCCUAUGAACCAACACAGGAUGUUUCUUCAGAAGAAUAUGAUUCUGUGCAAAGUGAUGAUGAAACAGAAAAUAAAAAAAAAAGAAAACGAAAAUCGUCUAAUACUCAGCAAAAACAAAUUAAAAAGAAGUUAAUUAAUGUUACACCUUCAGUUAAAAAGGCAAGCACAUCUAUAAAUGUUACACCUUCAGAAAAAAUGAACCAAUCAAUUGAUAAAGCACAAACUGUUCUAGCUAAAUUUGCUUCUUCAGGUCAAUCAACACCAGCUGCAUCUGUAACAUCAGCAGAGGUGUUAGAUUUAGAAGGAAAAGAUUAUCUUCAUUUAACACUUCCUUUUCUGAAAGAUGGUCAACGAAUGGACAAAAAUAAAAAGUUACACACAGAUCCUGACUAUGACAAGCGUACACUAUAUGUUCCUGAUUCUUAUCUUCAAUCAAAAGAAAUGUCACCUGGAAUGAAACAAUGGUGGUUGUUGAAAAAAGAUCUGUUUGACACUGUUAUUUUUUUCAAGGUUGGAAAAUUUUAUGAGCUUUAUCACAUGGAUGCUGUGAUUGGAGUUGCUGAACUUGGUCUUGUUUUUAUGAAGGGCAAAUUUGCUCAUUGUGGAUUUCCAGAAGUUGCAUUUGGUCGCUACUCUGAAGUUCUCGUACAGAGAGGAUAUAAGGUUGCAAGAGUUGAGCAAACUGAAACUCCUCAGGCAAUGAAUGAGCGCUCUGCUAAAGUUGUCAGAAGAGAGGUUUGCGCUGUCAUAAGCAAAGGUACACGCACAUUUAGCUUUAUUGAAGGUCAUUCAGAAGAAAGCUCUACAGCAUUUUUGUUAGCAUUUACUGAAAGACCUUGUGAUACUAGUAGUCCAGGUUGCUUAGGUGGCAGUGAAUUUGGUGUUUGUUUUGUUGACACAUCCACAGCAAAGUUUUAUCUCGGUCAGUUUACAGAUGAUCGCCAAUGUUCAAGAUUUCUUACCAUGAUCUCUCAGUAUCCGCCUGCUCAGGUUCUUUAUGAAAGAGGAAAACUUUCGAAUAAAAUGCAGCAUAUCUUUAAUCAUGAGUUAUCAUCUGCAAUCAAAGAUUCUCUUGUUACAGGAUCAGAGUUUUGGGAUAGUACAAAAACUUUAAAAGUAUUUCGAGAUGAAAAUUACUUUAAUGAUGACAUUACAAACAAAGACGUGAAUUGGCCAAAACUUAUAAAAUCUAUGCUGGCAGAUGGUGAUAUAAUUGGAACAGAAGUUUCUAAAAAGUAUCAACUGGCUAUAAGUGCUUUGGGAGGUUGCACCUGGUAUUUGAAAAAAUGCUGCAUUGAUCAUGAGUUACUUUCAAUGCAUCAAUUUCAGGAGUAUGUCCCAAUGGAUCAAAAUGUAACAACAACAAAAGACAGUUUACCCCAAUAUAUGGUUCUUGAUGGCAUUACAUUGACAAACCUUGAAAUUACAGUUAACUCUGAUGGCAACACUAAUGGAACCUUGUUGCAGUUGUUAGACCAAUGUGUAACUAUGUUUGGAAAGCGUACUUUUAUGCAAUGGAUUUGUUCACCUUUGUGUGGAAAAGCAGCAAUAGAUAACCGACUAGAUGCUGUUGAAGAUCUCAUGAGUAUUCCCUCACUAAUAAGUGAAGCACGAACAGUUAUGAAAUCAAUUCCUGAUCUUGAAAGAAUACUAAGAAGAGUACAUUCUCUAGGAUCCUUAAGGCGAAGUAAGGAACAUCCAGACAGCAGAGCUAUUUUUUACAAUGAUGAGAUUUACAGCAAAAAGAAGAUAGGUGACCUAUUGGCUGCUUUGGAUGGUUUUAAAAAAGCAGAACAAGUGAUUGAUUUGUUUCAAAAGCAACUAACUAAUUUUAAAUCAAGCCUUGUUAAAAGUCUGCUAUAUUAUGAUCCAGUUAACAACAAAAAUGGUCAGUUUCCUGAUUUAUCUCCUACUUUGAAAUUUUUUCAGAAUGCUUUUGAUCAUAAGAAGGCAAAAGAUACAGGUCUCAUUCAUCCCAAACCAGGAGUUGUUUUGGAAUAUGACCAAGCUUUAAAUGAUAUUGAAUCAUGUGAAAAAAAACUUGAUGAUUAUCUUAAAGAACAAAAAAAAAGGCUAGGGUGCAAUAGUAUCGUGUAUUGGGGAAAAGGAAAUAAUCGCUACCAGAUGGAAAUACCUGAAUCGGCGCUGCGUUCUCAUACUCCUAACGACUAUCAUUUAAAAUCCCAAAGAAAAGGUUUCAAAAGAUACCAGUCUGCUCAAAUUGAAAAAUUGGUUGCAGAUUUAGACGCUUUUGAAGAAACACGAGAUGCUUCACUUAAAGAUACUAUGAGAAAUAUUUUUAAUCGCUUUGACAAAGAAUAUCAAACAUGGGAAAAAUCAGUGAAAUGCUUGUCCAUACUUGAUUGUCUUCUUUCAUUGGCAACAUAUUCCUUAAAUAUCGAAGGUCUUUCGUGUCGUCCUCAAGUAUGUAGUUUGCUAGACGAGAAUGGGAACGAAGUUCAGCCUUUUUUUGAGUUUGUCAAUUGUCGUCAUCCUUGCAUGCCGAACGCCAGUGAUCUGAUUCCAAAUGAUAUAUUACUUGGAAAAAAUGAGCAUUCUAAUAAUAACAAAAAAGCUUCUUGUUGUUUAUUGAUUACUGGACCGAACAUGGGAGGAAAAUCAACGCUUAUGCGACAAGCUGGAGUUUUACUCAUCAUGGCCCAAAUGGGUAGUUAUGUUCCGGCUGAAGUUUGUCGCUUUACGCCUGUUGACCGUGUCUUUACAAGGCUUGGAGCACGUGAUAGAAUCUUACACGGUGAAAGCACAUUUUUUGUUGAGUUGAGUGAAACCUCUACUAUAUUUCGACAUGCCACAAAACAUUCGCUUGUGUUGCUAGACGAACUUGGUAGAGGAACAGCAACCUAUGAUGGUACUGCUAUUGCUUCAGCCGUCUUACAUGAACUUUCAAAAGGGUUAGGUUGUCGCACUCUUUUUUCAACACACUAUCAUGGGAUUGUAGACGAAUUUGCAAAUAUUCCGAAUGUGAAAGUUGGUCAUAUGGCAUGUAUGGUGGAAUGCGAUAAUGAAGAUGAUGAUCCUACCAAAGAAAAUAUAACUUUCCUAUAUAAACUUACUAGCGGUGCUUGUCCUAAAAGCUACGGUUUUAACGCAGCUAAAUUGGCGGGAAUACCGUUGUGUAUAAUAAAAUCUGGUCAUGUUAAAGCAAAACAGUUUGAGGAAUCAGCUAGAAAGAUUCGCAUUUUGAGGUCGAUACUAAGUGCAAGACCAAGCGAGUUAAGGAGGAAGCUUCAAUCGUGUUAAUUUUUGUAAAGUUAUGAUUUUGUUUUGUUUACUUUGAUGUUUUGCAACUUGUUAUUAUAUGUAAAGAACUAUUUUUAUA